UUAUGCGAAUCUUUGCGUCUCCUUCAGCUGAUUGAUGAGUUCGUUUCUGUCCGUCACGGCACACACACAUCAUGAUGCAGGUACACCGACUCACUCCAUCCACGCAAAACGAGAGAGAGAGAGCUGCACAAGUACAUAAUGAAUGACGAGUCACCCAGGUCAAACCACAGAAAGGACGACACGCACAAUCGAUAUAUAUCGACAAGUAUAGAGGGAGGGAGGCAGGGAGGCAGUGAGGGGAAAGGAUCGUCGCUCACUAUCCCCAUCCUACGGGUCUUAUACAUGUCCGUCGAACACGAAUGGCGCCACUCGCCCCAGCGCCACACGAGCCAGCCGAGUGGUCUUGGGGAAGCGGUCCUUGAAGGCACCGCUCUCACCCACAGGUGCCUCAGUCGUCACGACACGAACCACUGCAGACAUUCAGAACGAAAACUCUCAUGACAUUUGACCAGCAGAUGUGCCCAUCUGUCGGGCUGACCAUCGAUGUUGUCCCAGCUAGUAAUGACAACCCAUGCGACGAAGUUGUGGCUGCUAUCGGUCAGCACCAGCCAUCGCUCACGGCGGUCCCACUGGCCAAUGGAGCUCACUGCCACUGUCGCUGUCGCUGUCGUGGUGCAUCCCUCCACCGGUGCGUGAGGCGGCUGGGUCAGCAGGUCACGCAGACGGCCGCCACCAACAGAGCUGAAGAAUAUGACCAUCACACACACACAAGCAAACGCACACCCCUUGGUGUUGCCUGUCAUGAAGCCAUUGGUCUGUCUUCACCUGUCGAGGGUCGAUGUGUCAUCGGUCAGGUGAGUGUGGUAGAAAUGGUCGAGGAUCAUGCGUCGCGCGAAUGACGACACCGAUGCGUCGCUAGGCCGGCUGGUAUCCACGUCCCAUUCGCCGGUAUCCACGCGCCCGUCCCAUAUAUCGAAGCGUGGGAGGUACUUGAUGUGGCUGCGGACGGGCGGGUCAUGCUGUAGUCGGUGCUGCUGAUACAGAUGGCCGGCGGGGAGGGGCGGGUUGAUCGUCAGCCGGAAGGCGGGCCGGUCGUUGAUGGCCCUGAUCUGGUUGCCGUGGCGGAAGAGCUGCAGCCGGCUGCCGUCACCGAACUGCACGUGGCGGCCGACCAUCACCAGCUGGGCUAACACACGGGGGAACGAUGCAUACGUCUACAUGGGUGCAUCCAAGACACACAGACACACGAAUGAGGACCUGUCUGGUGUGUUGCGCCCCUGCGUGUAUCUUACGGUCUUGUUGGCAUGUUUGUUGAUGUCGUCGGCCGUGACGAUGACCGGCAGCCUGCAGUAGCGGCACUGCUCGGCCAGCUGCAGUGUCUCUUCCGUCUCAUCCCACCGCCCCCCCUCCUCGGCUAUCCACACGGCCGCCAUGAGGGCACCCACACGCAGCGAUGGGUCGAACUGCACCAGCUGAGUGUCGAUGCCGUCAGGGCCCAUCGAGUGGUCGAGUCGGGUGCGCAGCUGCCCAGAUGAGAAGGCGUCUCUGAAGCACCGGGCUGAGGCUCUCAGCUGCAGCGUCGUGUCCAUGUCGGGGAUGCAGCACCGAUCGUCGAUGAAGAGAUGGGCGAGGGGGUGCUGCUGCUCGUCAGAUGAGGGCCGCCCGCAACACCAGCGCCACACUCGACAGCAGAAGCGCCACAUCCACAGCAACACCAGCCACCACACAGACACCUGCACCACACAUGGAACCGUCGCAGCACCCAUUGCUCAGGUCAGUUAUGUCGCACCAGGCACCCACCUGCUGGUGCUGUGGGUGGCUGUCUGUCGAUGCGACACCGUGACGGUCGGACGACGCGAACAUCUCGUCUACUGCAUCCGUCACGACCUGCACACACCACACAAACGACAGACAAUGACAUCAACACGGUGCUGUGUUGGCGAUUCUACUGGUCUUCUGACACGCUCACCCCUUUGGUGGUCUGUGUGUCGCCCCACAGCAGCCGCAGCAUCCUCAGCGUCGCUAUGCCAGACUCCAACGCCGACUCGCUAACAGAAAUCUCACUCGCAAGGGCCGCACUCUGACAAUGAACAAUGGGACACACAAACCCACACAGGCCAUAGAUAGGCAGUGACACGUGUCGCUUUGGCUCACCCAAAUGCCGCCGGCUAUCUGCUUCUGGUUGGUCUUGCGCGUGAUGUAGACGGCCGUGGCGGCCAGCAGACGGACAUCGCACCCGGCCAAAUCGAUGUCACACAUCGACAAGAACUGCACAGACAGACAGACAGACAGACAGACAGACACCCAGGGAGAAGCCAUUCAAUAGCUGGAGGUGUCUCUGUGUGUGUGUGUGUGUGUGUGUGUCUGGCGGACAGACUGACCAUGAGGUAUUUGGCGAAUGAGAACAGGCGGCCGUGGGUGUCCAUGCCAGCCGCAGCAAACAGCCCCUCCAGAAACUCAAUGCCACUCUCAGAGCUAUCAGCCACCACACGCGUCAUCACCUGCACACACAGAGGCAGACAGACACAGACAGACAGACAGACAGACAGGACGAGGUGUUGGCGUGGCUAAGUGAGCCCUCUGUGCCUUUCUGUGCACACCUGUGUCAGUGUGAGAUCAGCAGGAGGGUCGUCAGUCAGCAGCUGUGGCUCGUGCCGCUCGACGCAGGCGGCCACACACGCAUCUGCUACCUGUGUGUUGAGCAGUCAAGCGUCACACACGCAUCUCAUGAGCUGCGCUGUCCAUCAGUCAUUCCUCUCUCAUUGCCUGUGUGGCGCUAUCGGUGUCAAUGAGUCGGUCGGCGUCGCAUGCAUCCAGCAGCCGCACCGCCCGCAGGAUGGUCGCGUCGCGGCAGCCAACAUAUGAUGCUCUGUUGACUAUGCGAUCCACCAACAGGGCUGCAUUCAUAGAGGACAUCACAAGACAAUCUGCUCUCUUCUCUGAGGCUUGUGUUGUGUGCAUCAAGUACCUCUCUGCUGCGGCCAAGCAAGGCCAUCAUCCUGACCAAACAAACACAGCCCAUCACAAGCAUCAUCCCCUGUCCUGCUUUCUCCUCACUCACCAUCAUGCUCUUCGCCAU
Vitrella brassicaformis is the source of this 3019-nucleotide messenger RNA. Lineage: Eukaryota; Vitrellaceae. The record is from the annotation of a GenBank genome assembly.